AUGGCCAAGGGCCAGCAACCUCCGAAACCCACCACCACCACCACAAAUCCGGUUGAGGACACAAACAGUCCAUACUAUUUGCACAAUGCCGAUCAUCCAGGUCUUGUGCUUGUCACUCAUCUUCUCACAGGGACAAACUAUCACACAUGGAACAGAGCUAUGUCAAUGGCUCUCACUGCUAAAAACAAAUACCAAUUCGUUGAUGGAUCACUUCCUCAACCAGACUCGGAUGAUUUACUUUCCUCUUUCUGGAUUCGAUGCAACAGCAUGGUCACUUCAUGGUUACUGAAUUCCAUUGCUCGUGAGAUUGCUGAUAGUCUCCUAUACAUACCCACUGCAGCAGGGAUCUGGAUGGAUCUCAAGGAACGAUUUCAGCAAGGUAAUGGUCCUAGGAUUUUUCAAUUGAAAUCCCAAAUCACUACACUCACUCAAGGAGCUCUUGAUGUGAACACGUAUUAUACACGAUUGAAGACACUAUGGGAUGAAUUGAAGGAAUUUGAGCCUAUGCCUUCCUGCACUUGUGGUGGAUUAAAGGCUUGGACUCUGUACAGAGAACAUGAACGUUCCCUCCAAUUUCUAAUGGGUCUUAAUGACUCCUUCUCCUCUACACGAGCGCAGAUCUUGCUCAUGGAACCAUUACCAUCUCUUGGUAGAGUUUUCUCACUUGUUGUGCAAGAAGAACGUCAAAGAAACAUCCAUUCCCAUCACUCAGUUGGAUAUCCUUCAUCUGUGCCUACUGUCAAUGCCACUCAGAUGCCGGGAAAACCUCGCCGUCCUUUUUGCACUCAUUGUUCCAUGACAGGUCACACCAUCGAAAAGUGCUUCCACCUUCAUGGAUACCCACCUGGUUUCAAGGGAAGAAUGAAGAACAACCCUGGUCAGGGGAAUACUGGUUUCAAUUCGGGCCACAACUCCACUGCUUAUGUUUCAGCAGAUGCUCCUAGCACUGCUUCACACUUCAGGCACGCCUUCUCCAGCACAUAG
Molecule: messenger RNA, 984 nt
Organism: Gastrolobium bilobum
Lineage: Eukaryota; Viridiplantae; Streptophyta; Magnoliopsida; Fabales; Fabaceae
Exons: 2
Coding region: 1-984 (327 amino acids)
Source: RefSeq, a predicted model, not a curated record